AUGCCUUGCUCCCAAUUUUGGCUCUUGAUCCUCUUCGCCUGGGUGCCAACCUGCCUUGGCAAACCCUCCCAGGUGAGUGGAGCAGAAGGAGAUGGGCACCCAGACCAGACCCAGGCCCAAGCCCUGAAGAAACUCCUGGAGGUCUUUGGCAUGGAAGGCCCACCGCAGCUGCCCCAGCACCCAAAAGAGCCACCCCAGUACAUGGUGGACUUGUACAACGCCGUGGCUGGGGAUGAUGGGAUCAUCAAGAACCCGGACAUCUUGAUGGGCAACACAGUGCGCAGCUUCUUGGACAAAACCCACAGCGUCCAGAUGCAUCUCCACUUUGACCUGUCCAACGUGGCCAAAAACGAGAAGAUUUUGUCCACUGAAUUUCAUCUGUUUAAACUCCGGCCAAAGCUGUCUGACCAGAUUAAUCCCAGCGCGCCACACUUCUGCCAAGUGGACAUCUUUCAAGUCCUGGACAAAGAGGAUAUGGAUUCUCCCGUUGGAAAAAGGCACCUCUGCUCCAGAAAGUUGGCCGUCCAAGGAUCCGGCUGGGAGAUUAUUCACAUCACGCAAGCAGUUCGCGAGUGGACAGAGGACGAGAGCAGUAACCAGGGCCUGCUGGUGACAGUGGGGGAAAUGAAUGAGGAUCCCCUGAAGAAGCGCACCUUCUGCCCUGUACGCUUUGCUUCCGGCAGGGACCACCAUGAGAGCAAGAAGCCCAUGCUGGUUGUGUUCACAGAUGAUGGGCGGCAAGGGGCGAUUCUGCCCUCUGUCCCCUUUUCCCAUCCGAACAUGGCGGAGGCCCUCCCGGUGCCCAGAGGCAAUGGGUCACGGAUGGCUCGUUCGGCUGAGGCCCCGAUGCCCUGCCAGCGCCUCCCUCUUCUAGUGGACUUUGAGGAAAUCGGCUGGUCCAGCUGGAUCAUCUCCCCCCGGGGCUACAACGCUUUUCACUGCCAGGGUGCCUGCUCCUUCCCGCUGGGGGCAAACAUGCGCCCCACCACCCAUGCCACUGUUCAGUCCAUCGUCCACGCUUUGAAGCUCAGGCAGGACGUCCAAGGGCCCUGCUGCGUCCCGGACCAACUCUACUCCAUCAGCCUGCUCUAUUUUGAUGAAGAUGCAAACGUGGUCCUCAAGCAGUACGACAACAUGGUGGCCGGCAGCUGCGGGUGCCACUGAGUCCCUCUGAGGGUCUGGUCCACAGAAGAAGGAUAGCAAAGCUGUUUGUUCCAAAAACUUUUGAUCAAGAGAAACAUCUACAUUUUUAAAAAAUCCCUAGUGUGAGUUGGCUAAAACCAGACAGAAUUCUGGGGAGGGGCUUGGGGUCAAUGGAAAGGAAUUUGAGAUCAGCAAACCCAACAGUGGAUCAGCUUUUAGGACCAAAAGAGCUCCUUCCUUUGGGGCUGAAAAUCAGGCUAAACACACUCAAACAUGGUGGUUUGGGUCCCCUUCUCCCACAUCCCAAAUCCACCAAAAGAAAAUCGUUUUUGGACUAAUUCCAUCCCCUUUAACUGUUUGGCAAUCCCACUCACUCCGCAAAGUGAGCUGCAUGAAACAUUCACAAAUUAGGGCCCUUUCUCUGUACCAUAAUGUACAUAUCCAAAGCAUUAAUAUUUAUAUGUGUAUAUACUCUCAUGUAUUGGUCACUCAUUGUACAGUCUCACCUGUAAAUACAGUAUUUGUAAAUGGGUUCCUGCUGUUUUAAACCUUGGUCCUGUAGUCUGC
Sceloporus undulatus (fence lizard) is the source of this 1710-nucleotide messenger RNA. Its product is annotated as bone morphogenetic protein 2-like. The coding region runs from base 1 to 1164 and encodes 387 amino acids. Gene Ontology annotation, molecular function: cytokine activity; growth factor activity. Gene Ontology annotation, biological process: SMAD protein signal transduction. The transcript is spliced from 5 exons. The record is from RefSeq and is a predicted model, not a curated record. Gene Ontology annotation, cellular component: extracellular region. NCBI's taxonomy places the organism in Eukaryota, Metazoa, Chordata, Lepidosauria, Squamata, Phrynosomatidae.